UAGAUGGCUGCCGCAUAAACACAACUAAACUUUGGAUAUUAAAUUAAUUAAAACUUUGUUUGUGGUUGAUAAAAAUAGUUUUUAAAAAUGGCGCGCGAGGGAAAAAUUGACUGGGGUAUGUGUGACGUAGAGGAGAUUAAUAUGAAGACUGAAACCUUGUUAAAGAACGUACAGACUGGACUUCCUGAGCCACUUCCUGGCCCUGUGAAACGUUCAUUGAUCAAAGGAGAUUUUCUCUACUUCUAUUAUGGCUGCGAUGGACAAGAUGACAGAGGCUGGGGGUGUGGUUAUCGAACCCUUCAGACAAUGGCUUCCUGGAUUUACUUUAACUGCUCUCCUCAUAAGGACCAUAACAAAAUUGCUCCAAGCCUCCCAGAAAUCCAACAAGCCUUGGUUUCAAUGGGGGACAAGCCAGCCUCCUUCUCUGGAUCCAAGGAGUGGAUUGGAACGUUUGAAGCCUCUCUGGUUCUGGACUAUCUCUAUGAUGUUCCCUGUAAGCUGGUGCAUGUUAGAGGUGGAGGAGCAGAGCUGGAGCAGGUCGCUGUAGAAGAACUCCAUCGACACUUUGAAAAGCACGGUUCUCCGGUCAUGAUGGGGGGAGACAGGGACAACUCCUCUAAGGGCAUACUGGGGGUGUGCACUGGGACCAAUGGGAGCUACCUACUGGUUGUUGACCCUCACUACUUUGGAUCCAAACUGGAGAAGACAGAGCUGCAGAUGAGAGGAUGGGUGGCAUGGAAACCAGUAUCGUCUCUGGAUCGGUCUUCAUUUUAUAACCUGUGUAUGCCUCAGACGGACAGAAAGAGGACAUGAUAGAAAUAUUCUAUCUGUAAACAUGGUGCCCAAUUCUGUUGGUUGAGUAAAACUGAAUAAAUGUAAUGACUUUUCUUUUCAAACACUGUGUUUCUCCACAAAACGCAAUAUGGUAAAAUAAAAAAUAAAAACAAGAGAAAAACCAAAGAAAGAACCAUCUGACAUUCAAACAGAAGGAAGGAAGAAGCAAAUGCUCACCAUGGUCUCUCAUUGGUCAAACAUUGUGGUUAAAAUGUUAUUAUACAACUUAUUAUUGUCCACAAUCCAGCUAAUGGAAUUAUGCUAAAAAAUAGAAUUGUCUUAAAUAAAAAUAUUUGCAUUAUGUAUAACUGUUGUAUUUGUAGGAUAACAAGUGACAGGACUGUUUGGUUAUCCUGGUUUUACUAGUGCUUGCCUUCAUUUGAACCUUUUUGGAUUACCAUGACCUGGAUGACUGAGAGCCUUCACUAGCAUACCCGUUCUGUGUUUAACUGUAUUUUAUGGAUUUCUUAUUUAACUUGAUCUGCAUUUCACCUAAUAGGCCACGCCUAAAUGAAAACCAUUUUCCAGUC
Messenger RNA from Nothobranchius furzeri (turquoise killifish), 1364 nucleotides. It is a transcript of the gene ufsp1, whose product is annotated as UFM1-specific peptidase 1. The record is from RefSeq and is a predicted model, not a curated record. Lineage: Eukaryota; Metazoa; Chordata; Actinopteri; Cyprinodontiformes; Nothobranchiidae.